Messenger RNA from Chaetomium globosum CBS 148.51, 1674 nucleotides. RefSeq lists its product as uncharacterized. Bases 1 to 1674 code for a protein of 557 amino acids. The transcript has 2 exons. Lineage: Eukaryota; Fungi; Ascomycota; Sordariomycetes; Sordariales; Chaetomiaceae. The record is from RefSeq and is a predicted model, not a curated record.
AUGGCCCUGUUGCAGGCCCGCGAAGCCCUCUCCUUUCCCCCGGGCGACAAUGCGACCGACACCCUAAUCAACAAUGUUCACUUGAACCUGACGACCCUCGACCAUUGGAACUACACCCUCUACUCCAACGGCUCCUUGUCCAAUGGCUCGUGGUGUCUGUUAACCUUCGCCCAUUACGCGCCCUCAUACCUUCUCCCGAACGGCACCUUCCUUAAUGCAACAUGGUGUUGGUCGCCGACGGAACGCAUCGCGGUGCGCGGCGGUAUCGCCAUCGCCUAUGCCGUCCUGUUCGGCAUCGCUCUGGUCAUGACCAUCGUCUGUCUCAAUAAGCACGGCAAGCUCCAUCUUCCCGCAGAGAAGCGCUUCUACCCCAUCGGGAGGCGGUGGCAGUGGUACUGGGGCUCCUUCGUGUGCGCAACUGCUAUGAUCAGUCUGCUCGUCUCGGUGGAUGUCGACCGUUAUUUUCUGCCCGAACUGCCCGUCAUCCUGACAAGUUUCUUCUGGUAUCUCAUGCAAAUCGGCGCUGUCGCGCUGGUCUGGGAGGCUGUGCGCCAUUGGGGGAGUUGGAUGGAGCGGCAGUUUAUCGACCCCGAUCCCUUUUCGCUGCGAGACGACGACAGGAGGUCCAGAGUCGAAUUUUAUCUGCCGUUGCUUGCCUAUCUGUUCCUCUGGCUGAAUUUUUUCAUGAUCGUACCCCGGAACUGGACGGCUAUCCAGCAUCAGCGCUACCCUCAGCAGACGAUCGACGAAGCCGAGCCCACCGCGACAGACGCUCGUUUCAAAGCCGCCGCUUUCCUCCUGGCCGUGUGCUGGCUAAUAACCGCCUUCUCGCUGAGACACUCAAUCAAGUAUUAUUGCCCGCGCAACCGAGGUAUCUUCAACCGCAUCAUCGGUUUCGUCCGGUACACCCCGCUCCGCUUUGCUCUUAUCAUGCCGUUAGCGGCGGCUGUCAUUGCAUACCAGGGCUUGGUGGCCUUUCACUUCGACUACAGCCCUCUCAAGGUCGGCGGUCUGAACGCGGCCAUCUACGCGGGUGGCUACACCCCUGCGCUCCUCAUUGUUUGGAUCCAAGCCCUUUUCGGCUUCUUCAACCCCAACGAAGACCGUGAACUGCAGCGCCAGCGCCGCGUGCGUACGCAAGCACUCAACCGUGAGAUGGGUCUCGUCUUCAAACCGUCGUGGUGGCAGCGCAUCAAUGGCGAAUACAUGGACCCCAACGAGGGCAUGCGCGAGCGCUUGAUGCGCAACGUCCGCGAAAUUCACGGAACAAAGGCAACCGGGCAAACCAGCGGUACCACCCGUACUGAAGGAGCUGACGAGCCUGUCGAGAUGACACCCGUGUCCCCGCCACCGAUUGCCUCUCCCCGAGUGACAAGUCCGCCCGUCGAGCCGUACACGGGAAGAUCCGACAGGAGGCGGCAAGAGCGUACCGCGGAACUUGCUGCCGGGUUAUUAUUCCCCGAGGCUGCGCAGGGUUCUGCUGCUGCAACGGCCCGACGGCGUGCCGAGUUAAUGAUGGACGGCCCGCCACCACCAUCCUACACGGAUACGGUCGGGGGUACGCGCCCGGCUCCCAACUCUCAACCCCAAAACGUAGCGCGGAGCCUGAGUGGCCAGUCGACUACGUCGACCAACCAGCCACCCCAGCAGAUUAGAAGUAUGCUGGAUGUCUGA